AUGCUGAAUGACAAUUUGUUGGAUGAUGUUGACCUUCUUAUUCCCAACUGUCCUGCUCUGGAGAAGUUAUCGCUGGUCCAUAACCGUUUCAAAUAUCCGUUCCAGUUUGAAGGUUUGAAAGCUUUGCCGAACUUGCGGGUGCUGGAUUUGAACCAUAAUGCUGUGUGUGGCCGUACUGAUUUCGACAUCACGCUUCGUCUACGUUUUCCCCGCCUGCACUCCCGCACCAUGUUAUGGGAAAGUUCGGACAGUGAGAGCGACAGCGGCGAUUGGUUCCUAAGCGAUGAGAGCGAUAUGUCUGUCGAUGUACCUUUCGAUGAUGAUGAUGAUGACUAUGUUCCCGACGAAAAUGGUUUUUGA
Molecule: messenger RNA, 360 nt
Organism: Paramacrobiotus metropolitanus
Lineage: Eukaryota; Metazoa; Tardigrada; Eutardigrada; Parachela; Macrobiotidae
Product: acidic leucine-rich nuclear phosphoprotein 32-related protein 2-like
Exons: 1
Coding region: 1-360 (119 amino acids)
Source: RefSeq, a predicted model, not a curated record